CGGUGGCUUCGGCCGGGAAAGCCAUGGGCCAGGCAGCCAAGGUUUUACAGCUCUUUAAAACAUUGCACAGGACCAGACAAGAAGUUUUUAAAAAUGAUAUCAAAGCACUAAGAGCAGCUAGAAUAAAGAUAAAUGAAAAAUUCAAAAGUAAUAAAAAUGAAACUUCUCCUAAGAAAAUAGAAGAGCUAAUAAAAAUGGGUUCUGACGUUGAACUGAUACUCAGAACAUCAGUCGUACAAGGCAUUAUUCACACAGAACAUAAUACACUGAAAUUGGUCCCAAGGAAAGAUCUUCUUGUAGAAAAUGUACCAUACUGUGAUUCACCAACUCAGAAACAGUGAAUUUUCUAAGAUAAAAGCAAG
Messenger RNA from Suncus etruscus (white-toothed pygmy shrew), 362 nucleotides. Its product is annotated as complex III assembly factor LYRM7-like. Lineage: Eukaryota; Metazoa; Chordata; Mammalia; Eulipotyphla; Soricidae. The record is from RefSeq and is a predicted model, not a curated record. Gene Ontology annotation, biological process: mitochondrial respiratory chain complex III assembly.